Messenger RNA from Eucalyptus grandis, 1260 nucleotides. Its product is annotated as hypersensitive-induced response protein 1-like. The transcript has 7 exons. NCBI's taxonomy places the organism in Eukaryota, Viridiplantae, Streptophyta, Magnoliopsida, Myrtales, Myrtaceae. The record is from RefSeq and is a predicted model, not a curated record. Bases 177 to 977 code for a protein of 266 amino acids.
CUCCCAGCCCGGUUGAUCUACCGACACGCUUAUAUCUCCUUCGCCAGAGUAAAGUGAAUCUGUCUCUAGGUCAACUACUUCCUGUCUCCCCACGCUCUGAACCUCCUUAGGGUUUGUACGGUCGCUGACACAGCCACGAAGGAAAGACGAUUAAGGAUCCAAUUGAAAGACAUAAGAUGGGUAACCUCUGUUGCAUUCAAGUUGACGAGUCCACAGUAGCUAUUAAGGAGAGAUUUGGCAAGUUUGAAGAAGUACUGGAACCUGGGUGCCAUUUUCUUCCUUGGAUUCUCGGAUAUCAGCGAGCUGGCAAUCUUUCACUCCGAUUGCAGCAGUUGGAUGUGAAUUGCAAAGCCAAGACCAAGGACAAUGUGUUUAUCAAUGUUGUUGCAUUUGUGCAAUAUCGAGCCCUUGCAGACAAAGCAUAUGAUGCCUUUUACAAGCUUAGCGACGUGAGGAGUAGGAUCCAGACCAAUGUGAUCCAUGUGAUCCGAGCUGGUGUUGCAAAACUAAACUUGGGUGAUGCUUAUGAGCGGAAGAACGAAAUUGACAAAGCUGUUAAAGAUGAACUCGGAAAGGCUAUGUCUGACUAUGGGUACGAGAUUGUGAAAACAUUGAUCGUUGGCAUUGAACUGGAUGGGCUUGUUAAGCUGGUUAUGAAUGAAGAAUAUGCUGCAAACAUGAAGGCUGAAGGGGAAAUGUUUCGGCAAAUCAUGAGAGCUGAAGGCGAUACUGAGUUAAAGUACCUUUCUGGGCUGGUUAGUGUGCUUGGAUUCUCAGAGAACAAUAUGUCUGCCGUUCCUUCAUCACUUGCGAGGAAGAAAUAUUUCCCUGAAGAGUCAAGGAAGAAAUAUUUCCCUGAAGAGUCAAGGAUGAAAUAUUUCCCUGAAGAUUCAAGGAGGAAAUAUUUCCCUGAAGAUUCAAGGAGGAAAUAUUUCCCUGAAGAUUCAAGGAGGAAAUAUUUCCCUGAAGAGUCUUAAUACGGUGGUUUACAUUGUGUCUUGAGUGCGUCUUAUGCAUAUGAAAAGAUAUGAAUGACUCAAUUUGUAUCAGUAAUUAUAUCCUAUGCUAUGAUCGUGCUUCCGCUUCCCAACUGUCGUAAUCUUCUUUGUUCACUGAGUGCAUUUGCUUUCUAGAGGUUCCUUCUUCUGAAAUCUUGGCCGGGGAAGAUUAGACUGGAUGGACUUGUUGUCGCCCUUCUGCAACCUAAGAUCUAGUUUGCCACUGAAAGUUACAAUAAACUAGGCAACAGAAUGAAUGUCA